UGGGGAAGGAUCGUGUCACGUGACCGGGCGGAAGGUCCGGGGCUCGCUCUGUCUGAGUCUGUGGCCGCUUUGAAGGUGCUGCAUGAGGGGAGGCUGGACUAGGAGGGGGGAAAGGACUUGCUAAGGCCCCGCGUGGCAGCGUUGGGUCGCUUUCGGCUGAAAGAGAGCAGGCCUGGCCGUGGACGGCUCUGCGCUGCUGAGAUUGGCCGAAAUCUGUUGCUUGCUGGACAUCGGCAUCGCUUAUUCCGCGCCGACUUUGGUGCUCCAAACUGGCCACAAGACAGCAUCUGAGUUGCUUUUGUUGUACGCUGUACAUCUUUGACUGCAUCUUCAGGACCUGUCUGCAUACUGCAUCUGGAAAUCGUUUGGUGCUUUGAAUGGCUAUUGCAUAGUAAUGUAUAGUCUGAUGGCCAAUUGCUGCAACUGGCUAAAGAAGUGGAGGGAACCUGUUAGGCAGGUGACAUUAAUCAUGGUGGGACUUGAUAAUGCUGGGAAAACGGCAACAGUGAAAGGAAUACAAGGAGAAUCUCCUGAGGAUGUGGCUCCAACAGUCGGCUUUUCUAAAAUUGACCUUAAACAAGGACGUUUUGAAGUCACCAUCUUUGACUUGGGAGGCGGAAAGCGAAUCCGGGGUAUUUGGAAGAAUUACUAUUCUGAAUCCUAUGGGGUGAUAUUUGUUGUGGAUUCCAGUGAUCUGGACAGAAUGGAAGAGACAAAAGAGACCAUGUCAGAAGUUCUAAAGCAUCCAAAGAUAUCAGGGAAACCUGUAUUAGUAUUAGCAAAUAAGCAGGACAAAGAAGGUGCGCUGGCCGAAGCCGAUGUCAUUGAGUGUUUGUCUCUUGAAAAGCUUGUCAACGAGCACAAAUGCCUGUGUCAGAUUGAGCCUUGUUCGGCUAUCAUGGGCAGCGGUAAAAAAAUUGACAAAUCCAUAAAGAAAGGUUUACUUUGGCUGUUACAUAUUAUAGCAAAAGAUUUUGAUGCCUUAAAUGAACGAAUCCAGAAAGACACUAUAGAGCAAAAAGCGGCUGAAGAACAAGAGAAACGAGAACGAGCUGAACGAGUGAGGAAGAUAAGAGAAGAAAGAGAACAGAAAGAGAGGGAAGAAGCUGAACGUGAAGGUAGAAGCAUUUCGGAUGAAACGGACUCCGAGAUAGUAACUGGCAACCCCUUCCAGCCUAUAUCAGCCGUAAUCACUGAGAAUGAAAAGAAAGUUGAAAAAGAGAAGAAGAGACAGAGAAAGGAGAAUGAAAAGGAUGCCAUUGCCUUGAAGCUGAAAACAGAUCAAGAGCAAAUGGAGACUGAAAGUAAGAACAGUCAGGAAUCAAAUGAUGAUAGACUAGUAGAAAGUUAUAAAGCUGCCCUAACACAACGAUUGGAACGUGAAGAUGAGAGUGACCAUCACCAGCCAGUCUCAGAAAGUCUUGAUUCUGGGGAUAACGCUGCAUUGAAUUCAGGAAUAGAAAAUACUAAAAAGAAGUCAAAGAAACCAAAAUUAAAAAGGAGUCACCGAGUAGAACCGGUCAAUACUGAAGACGCAGUUUCUUCAGAGCCUACACCAGUAGCACCUCUUGCACCAGUUGGCUGGGAAACCCCUAAAACUAACAGAAUUCGAAAACUUGAGCCUCUUGGUGAAACAUGUCAUAAUGAUUUCUAUGGGAAGCCCCUGCCUCCGCUGACAAUACGGCAAAGACCUAACAGUGAUUCCCACGAUGUGAUUUCUUAACUAGGAGUCAUGCAGCCAUUUUUUUUAAAAAAAACAUGCAGUGUGGAAAAGGAGCACCAGCAUUCAAUGUCGUUUUCUUACAUGAUGAGAAGCUCGCUAUUCUUAAAAGUUGCUGGGAAAGACACUAAGAGUGCCUUGGAGUUGCAGCGGAAAGAAUAGCAGUGAUGAAUUCAGCUGUCGUAUUUUGUUCUUGACUCACCAGAGAAAGUUUGUAUUAGGUAGAACUCUUGGAGGUUCCUGACUUUUCUUCUUUGUUGGGACAGAGAAAUGUGACUAUGAAGAAAACUGCUUUCCAAGACCAAAAUACAACUUUACUUUGCACAUACAAUGACUGUUUCUGCUUAAGCAUAGCGACCAGCGUUUCUACAUUUAAUAUUUCAGAGAUCUGAGGGGUUUUUUUUUUUGAAGACAUGUGCAUGUGCAAAUCAAAAGGUACGAACUAUACAUUUUAACUAUUUUUGUAUUUUUUCUAGUAUGUUUGGGUUAACAAAGCUAUUUUGAAAUACUGACGUUCGUCAUUAUAUUCACAAGCAGAACAUACUUGUGAUUCUCAUUUGGUUUUUUGCAAUAGCAAUACAGUUUGCCUAUGACUUGCUUCACAAGUUGCCCUCGCUGUUGCUCAGGAGGAACUGAAUGCUCGCAUGAGUGCCGCAGUUGUUUUUCCCCAGCUGAAAAACCUAUUCCAGGAACUGGCAGUACAUACAAUGAACCCAUGCCAGUCCACUGGGGUCACAUCAGCCAUAUUCUGGAGGUGAGUAGGAGGACUGAAUCCCUGCCCUUCCCUUGCAUUCUCCGGCUGAUGAUUAAGAAUCAUUCCAAAGAUUCUGGGAUAUUAUGCACACAGUCCAGUUCUCGAAGUGGGCUUUUUCCAUGGCAGUGGGUGUGGGGGGAGAUAAGCAUUGUACCCAUCCGUAGCAUGUGCAUUUCCUCUUGUAAAAUGUUGGCGAUUUGUGUCUUUCUCUCAUGUGAGACUAUAUGUCAAAUUAUGAUGGUUUUGUUUGUGGAAAAUGUUGUCAUCUUGAGAGUUUUCUGUCCAAAGGCCUAAAAUGGCAAACAACAAAAAAUUGGAAGCAAUAUAUACUUCAUUAUUUAAGUUAUGUGUGUUUUCCAUAACGCUGAACUGAUUUUCUUGCAGUUCUACUGUUAUAUUUCCUUGCCCAGAUUCAGAGGCUCUAGCAUAUGUGUGUGUAUUUAAAGUCACUUUUGUAUAAACUUCCGGGCAGAAAUGUGGCCUUGGCAUCAAAGCGAAUGAAAAUGCUUCUGCUCAUGUUGGGGCUGAAACAUGUACAUCAGAGAAAUUGUUCUUUGUUCUGUGUGCAUGGGUCUCAUUGAAGAAAUUAACUUCUGGAUCAUAAAUAAAAA
This is a messenger RNA of Heteronotia binoei (common prickly gecko), 3085 nucleotides long. Its product is annotated as ADP-ribosylation factor-like protein 13B. The transcript is spliced from 11 exons. Lineage: Eukaryota; Metazoa; Chordata; Lepidosauria; Squamata; Gekkonidae. The record is from RefSeq and is a predicted model, not a curated record. Gene Ontology annotation, cellular component: motile cilium; ciliary membrane; non-motile cilium. Gene Ontology annotation, molecular function: GTPase activity; GTP binding. Gene Ontology annotation, biological process: receptor localization to non-motile cilium; non-motile cilium assembly. The coding region runs from base 395 to 1723 and encodes 442 amino acids.